Molecule: messenger RNA, 1026 nt
Organism: Lodderomyces parapsilosis
Lineage: Eukaryota; Fungi; Ascomycota; Pichiomycetes; Serinales; Debaryomycetaceae
Gene: HEM2
Product: porphobilinogen synthase
Exons: 1
Coding region: 1-1026 (341 amino acids)
Biological process (GO): heme biosynthetic process
Cellular component (GO): cytosol
Molecular function (GO): porphobilinogen synthase activity; zinc ion binding
Source: RefSeq, a predicted model, not a curated record
AUGGUUCAUAAAGCAGAGUUUCUUGAGACAACAGAGUACUCUGUCAAAUCCGUGCUACAAGGUGGAUAUAACCAUCCAUUAUCACGCGAAUGGCAGCAAGAACGACAACUUACCAAAAAUAUGUUCAUUUUUCCACUUUUCGUCACUGAUGAUCCCGAUGAAGAAAGUGAAAUUCCAUCCUUACCUAAUAUUAAGCGGUAUGGCGUGAACAAAUUAAUACCUUAUGUUGGAUCAUUGGUAGAAAAGGGAUUAAGAGCAGUCAUAUUGUUUGGUGUUCCUUUGAAACCCGGUGUAAAAGAUGAAUUUGGUACUGCAGCAGAUGAUCCAGAAGGACCAGUCAUUACUAGUAUCAAGUUGUUGAAAGAGAAUUUCCCUGACUUGUUCAUUAUGUGUGAUGUUUGCCUAUGUGAAUAUACUAGCCAUGGACAUUGUGGAAUUCUAAAUGAUGACGGAUCAUUGAAACCUGAACCUUCAGUUAAACGUAUUGCCGCCGUUGCGGUCAAUUAUGCCAAAGCUGGAGCAAAUUGUGUUGCCCCAUCAGAUAUGAUGGAUGGUAGAAUCAAAGAUAUCAAAAUGGGAUUGAUCAAAGCAGGUUUAGCAAACAAGUGUCUUGUAAUGUCAUAUGCAGCAAAAUUCUCGGGCAAUUUAUAUGGUCCAUUUAGAGAUGCUGCUGGAAGUGCACCAAGCCAUGGUGAUAGAAAAGCGUAUCAAUUACCACCAGCAGGGUCAGGAUUGGCAAGAAGGGCAUUGUUGAGAGAUAUGGAGGAAGGCGCUGAUGCCGUUAUUGUUAAGCCAUCAACUUUCUAUUUGGAUAUUAUAAGUGAUGCCAGUAGAGUUUGCCGUGAUUAUCCAAUUUGUGCGUACCAUGUUAGUGGCGAAUAUGCCAUGUUGCACGCUGCUGCCGAAAAGGGAAUUGUUGAUUUGAAAGGGAUUGCAUUCGAGGCUCAUCAAGGGUUUUUGAGAGCUGGUGCAAGAUUAAUUAUAAGUUACUUUACACCUGAAUUUUUGGAAUGGUUACAAGUGUAG